Trichomycterus rosablanca is the source of this 1506-nucleotide messenger RNA. RefSeq names its product protein max-like. The transcript has 5 exons. The record is from RefSeq and is a predicted model, not a curated record. Gene Ontology annotation, cellular component: RNA polymerase II transcription regulator complex. Gene Ontology annotation, molecular function: DNA-binding transcription factor activity; protein dimerization activity. Lineage: Eukaryota; Metazoa; Chordata; Actinopteri; Siluriformes; Trichomycteridae. Gene Ontology annotation, biological process: positive regulation of transcription by RNA polymerase II. Bases 83 to 574 code for a protein of 163 amino acids.
UGCUGGCGCGGCUGUUGUGUGACGGUACAGGCUGUGGUGGAGUGGACGUCUGACUCCUAAUUCUGCUCAGUUCAGGCAGAGAAUGAGUGAUAACGAUAACGAUAACGAUGACAUCGACGUGGACAGCGAUGAAGAGUCGUCGAGAUUUCUCCCAGCGACAGACAAGCGAGCACACCACAAUGCACUGGAGCGCAAACGCAGGGACCAUAUCAAAGACAGCUUUCACGGUUUACGAGACUCUGUGCCUGCUCUACAAGGAGAGAAGGCGUCUCGAGCUCAUAUUUUAGACAAAGCUACAGAGUAUAUUCAGUUCAUGAGGCGUAAGAACCACACACACCAGCAGGACAUUGACGACCUAAAGAAACAGAACACUUUACUGGAGCAGCAAGUCCGUGCUCUGGAGAAAGCUAAGGGGAACACACAGCUUCAGGCCAGCUACUCGUCGGACAGCAGCUUGUUUACCAACCCUAAAGGCAGCGCCGUAUCGGCCUUUGAUGGUGGCUCUGAUUCCAGCUCCGAAUCGGAACCGGAGGACCCACCUCCCAAGAAGAAGCUAUGUGUGGAGCCCAGCUAGACUCUCUUCUCCAUACAUCCCCUAUUAUCUCCCCCUUCCACCACCUGUUCUUCCUCUUUUGUUUUCUCUCUUGUGUGUGCUCAGAAACCUGAAGGAGAGUCAGAGAAAGGCGUUUAACCUUUCACCUGGCACCACUGAUGCAACUCUGCAAGUGGAUCUAAAGCCCAGCCUAAUUUUUCUUUGUGGCAUGGCAGCUUAAGUCUGCAAUAUGUUUUAGAAUCUCCUAAGUAGUCAUGCAACGAAUAGCAGCAAAGCCCAUAUUGUUCCUCAGAUGAAAUAUGAAAUGUGGUCAGUCAUCAAGUAGUUUACCUUUGUAAUAUUUGUACUUUUCCACAAACAAAUAUGAUGGUGCUUUUUAACUUCAAGGAAAUAUGGCUGUGAUCCACGUUGCUGGUAUGGAAGACUAAUUUCCCCCUUAUUUUGUUUUUGCAAAAUCUGUAGAAUUUGUUUAUUUAAUGUAAAUGUUGAGGCUGUAUUUUCUUAAUGUGGUUGUUGUUUUGCCUGAGAUUAUAAGUGGAACUAGAUGGCCUCAAUUCCUGUGUAUACUCUCUUAUUGCAUCUUGGAUUUUUUAUCUCAACCAAAAGUGGACAAACUUUGAUACGGCUAAUAUUCCCUACAGGAAUCUGAAUGUUAUACAGUGCAGUUUUAAGCAGUUCAAUAUUUUUGAUUACAGGUAAGUAUGUCCAUUUCGAUGUUUAUUUAGUCCUUAGCACUGUAUAUUCUUAAAAUAUUUGUCUUAAUAUUAUAACCUAAAUUGCAACUCUGCCUGCCUAGGGAAAGUGUUUCAAUUUCAGUUGAAGUGUGUAUGAAAUAGUGCUUUUAUUUCAUUCCGUGGAAAUUACAGGUAUGUUGUACAUACUGCCAACAGUUGUCUUGCAAGUUAAGGGUGUACCUUUACUAUAAGACUUCAAAUAAAACUAUUUUAUCCUUA